AUGCUCAAGUCUCUGGCAACGAAGCCGAUGUGGCAGCGCUGGUCCAGCGCGCCUCGUAGCCCUCCUCCCCCCCACGUAGUCUUCCAAUCCGCUAGGAUAUCUCCUCGUCGAUCACUUAGAUCCAUGGUUUUCGAGGUAUACGACUGGCGAAGAGCGAACCAGCGGGGGACAAAUAGUUAUCACCAGUUCUCUGCUCUCGCCCGAAGAUUUUCACCGAGGCCCCAUGACGAUGGAAAUUUGAUGGUGAGGUACAUGCUCCUCGGCCUGCCUCGAGGAUACUGUAAUUGCCGCGCCAGCGCCGGCGCCCUUUCUACGUUGUGUACUUGGUGUGGUUCGCAGUCCGCCAGACACAUCUGCACGUUGAAAGCGGCACUUUAA
Molecule: messenger RNA, 378 nt
Organism: Purpureocillium lilacinum
Lineage: Eukaryota; Fungi; Ascomycota; Sordariomycetes; Hypocreales; Ophiocordycipitaceae
Source: RefSeq, a predicted model, not a curated record